This is a messenger RNA of Arabis nemorensis, 183 nucleotides long. Lineage: Eukaryota; Viridiplantae; Streptophyta; Magnoliopsida; Brassicales; Brassicaceae. The record is from the annotation of a GenBank genome assembly.
AUGACAUUAGCACAGAUUGACAAGAAUUCACUUUUCAUCAAGAAGAGUGCAAUCGUCAAGUUUUUGUACGACAGCAUUCCGGUGGGAGCAGAGACUGUGACAACGGUUCACGGAUGGGAGAAGCAAAUGUCGGAAAGGAACAAGGAGGCAGAGCCUUACAGUAGCACCAAGAAGCAGAAGUGA